AUGAGAACUUUCUUUGCUCUUCUUUUGGUUGCUUUAGUUUCUGCUAAUUCAGAGGGACUUGUUUCUCUCAACCCAGAUAACUUUAAGACUUACCAAAAUAGUGGAAAAACUCUUUUAGUUAAAUUCUUUGCACCAUGGUGUGGACAUUGUAAGAGACUUGCUCCUACUUACGAAGAAGUUGCACAAGCAUUUGCUGAAAAUGAAGAUGUUAUUAUUGCUGAAGUAAAUUGUGACGACCACAGAGAACUUUGCCAAGAACAUGGAAUUAGAGGAUUCCCAACCGUUCUUGUUUUCAAUGGUGAAGAAAGCAAGAAAUUCCAAGAACAAAGAACUGUUGAAGAAUUAAAGAAAUUUGUUCUUGAAAAUGUUCCAGCCAAAAACUAA
Entamoeba dispar SAW760 is the source of this 384-nucleotide messenger RNA. Its product is annotated as protein disulfide isomerase, putative. The coding region runs from base 1 to 384 and encodes 127 amino acids. The record is from RefSeq and is a predicted model, not a curated record. The transcript has a single exon. Lineage: Eukaryota; Evosea; Mastigamoebida; Endamoebidae. Gene Ontology annotation, biological process: protein folding. Gene Ontology annotation, cellular component: endoplasmic reticulum. Gene Ontology annotation, molecular function: protein disulfide isomerase activity.